This is a messenger RNA of Humulus lupulus (European hop), 522 nucleotides long. RefSeq lists its product as uncharacterized. The record is from RefSeq and is a predicted model, not a curated record. The transcript has a single exon. The coding region runs from base 1 to 522 and encodes 173 amino acids. Lineage: Eukaryota; Viridiplantae; Streptophyta; Magnoliopsida; Rosales; Cannabaceae.
AUGGUUACUGCUAAACAAUCAGUGACAUGGUACAGGGAAGUUUGGAAUAGGAUGGCAUUACCAAAACACAGGUUCAUUUUAUGGCUUGUGGUACUUGACAGAAUGCAAAUGAAAGAAAGGCUCUUCAGAUUCCAUAUUGUGGCAGAUGACAAUUGCCUACUGUGUGGAACAAAGAAGGAAAACAGAGAACACUUAUUUUUUGAAUGCCAUCUGAGUUGUCAAGUGCUGGAAUUAAUCAGAGAUUGGCUGGGAUGGCAUACAGCAGCAAGAACAAUACCGAAACUUCUGAGAUGGAUAGCUAAAGCAAGGUUGACAAGAUUCAGAAAGAAAGUAUUUUCAGCGACAGUAGCUGCUAUGGUUUAUCAUCUCUGGUGGUGUAGAAAUGAGGCAUUGUGGAACCAUAAAGUGUAUAAAGUGAGCAUAGUUGUAGAAAGGAUUCAAAACAAUGUAAAAAAUAGAGUUAGGAGUUAUAUGCCGAACAAAAUACAACAAAUAGAUCAAGAUUGGUUUGACCAGCUGUAA